AUGUUUCCCAACACCGAACGCAGACCAGAUACUUCCUGGCAUCCAAACCGGGGUCUCUAUUUUGCGACUCAGGAUUACAGCGAUAAACGACAGCUGGGGGCUCCUAAAGUCUUCGUGCCUCCACCUGACCUCGAGUACCACAAUGGGAAGCCCUCUUUCAGAGUUCAUGUGUCUCCAUUUACCCAACUCUCCACACACUAUGGCAAUCCGGAUUUCCUGGCUGCGUUAGUCGCUUGUCAAAAGCUGGACCUGAACCACUCGUUGCUCAUAUGGCAAUACGAGAUGCGCAGGAGUGCCCAGAGUAUCCUCCCGUUCUUGCUGCUGGGUCCAAGCAGUUCUGCCAAAGACCCUGUAUUUGUGAAGCAGGCAGGCAUCACCCUCCUUGUGGCAGUCCGCUCUCUCAGAUCGCUGCAGACAAGACCGAGUUUCCUCGAUCCUGCAAGCUUUCCCUCGAGCGCAGGACGAGCCACUUUAACUUUAGAUUUCGAUCGUCCACACGAUUUCAUUCCACUUGUUAAGUCGACAGUCCGAGCGAUAAAUGACCAUCUCGAGGCCUCGUGCGUCAGCACCCCGGCCCAGCACCUUGACGACAUCCGCGGCAAGGUUCUGGUCUUUUGCGAGUCGGGAAAUGAGCGAUCUCCGUUACUGGUCGCAGCAUACUUGAUGAUUGUUUACGGAGUAGAUGCAAUCGCCGCCAUUCAUAUCAUCCAGUCCCAGCGCUUCUGCAUUGUUUUAUCAGAUGAAAUGAAGAACGUCCUCCUAGAUCUGCAGGCCAUCACCAGAGCCGAACGUCAGGUCUCCGACUCAAGUGCUGGCAAAUCGACGCACGGUCCCGAUGCUGCGCCUCGACCGAAAACACUCGGCAAGCGGAACCUGGAUGAUUUCUACGACUCCGACGAAACCAUGGAGUGCGAUUCCGAGCACCUGUAUGGUUCUCGUGUUCGAGAAGGAGUGGCCCCGUUUGUGGACAGCCUUGGGUCCUAUUGA
Messenger RNA from Fonsecaea erecta, 987 nucleotides. RefSeq lists its product as hypothetical. Gene Ontology annotation, biological process: negative regulation of SCF-dependent proteasomal ubiquitin-dependent catabolic process; negative regulation of protein binding; protein dephosphorylation. The coding region runs from base 1 to 987 and encodes 328 amino acids. The transcript has a single exon. Gene Ontology annotation, cellular component: cytoplasm; nucleoplasm. NCBI's taxonomy places the organism in Eukaryota, Fungi, Ascomycota, Eurotiomycetes, Chaetothyriales, Herpotrichiellaceae. The record is from RefSeq and is a predicted model, not a curated record. Gene Ontology annotation, molecular function: protein tyrosine/serine/threonine phosphatase activity; F-box domain binding.